AUGUCAGCGGUGACCAAUCAGCCUCUUCCCUUCGGUCAACUGGAAAGAGAGAAGCACAUCCAGAUGAUCUUCAAAGCUUUCCAGAAACACUGCGGGCCUUCAUGUGAAUGCCACACUCACUCCACUGGGUCCAAACGCACCCAAACGCCUCCUGACUGUGAAUCUGAUGGGCAGCUGUCAGGUGUGGCUCCUGGGAGGAUGAUGAAAAACGGAUUCAUGCAGCAACCAGGGAAAGUCAGUCUGCCAGGGGUGGAGGAGCCUGGAGGUGCAACAGGAUCACACUUCCUGUCUGUGCUGGAAACAGUCAGUCAAAUACACAUCACUGCCAGACCAGAGCUGCAAGGUCCACAAUGUGUUCCAAGGAGGAUCUACAGCAUCAGCACAGGAGGUCACAGGUCACAGUUAUUUGUGGCUGUGGAAGAGAGUUCCUGUGUGUGCCUCCAGUGUUGCGGUCCAGCUCGGGCCUGUUCCCUGCGGGGGUUCGACUGUCAGGGCCGGCAGGUCUUUUAUUUUGAAAGGCCCCUCAGAGUGGACGCCUGCUGUCUCGGCUGCUGCCUGAUGGAGAUGAGGGCGUACACACCUCACAAACAACUCAUAGGCACUGUGUUUCAGAGGUGGAGCAUGUUCACCACUCUCCUGGAAGUGUGUGAUUCAGAAGGAGCAUCCACCAUCAGAAUCCAGGGCUCCUGCUGUCCAUCCCGAUGCUUCUCUAACCAGCAAUUCCAGAUUGUCUCCAACAUUGGGGAGAAAAUGGGCUCGAUAUGGAAGAAAUGGCCUGGCUUCAAUGACGAUUAUAACAUGGACCAUGAAUAUUUUGGGUUGGAAGUGCCACUCGGUAUGGAAUCACACUCCAAACUAAUGCUGCUGGCAGCCACUUUCUUGUUGAAUUACAUGUUCUUUGAAAUGAGCUGAUCAAUAAAAAGGUAAACUGACAUUGUUGCUACAGCGUCAGUGUGUGCUACAAUUGAUGAGACACACCAGAGGGUUCAGUUGAUGGUACAAGAGACCGUAUCAGUGAAUUGUAUUUAUAAAG
Messenger RNA from Trematomus bernacchii (emerald rockcod), 1033 nucleotides. RefSeq names its product phospholipid scramblase family member 5. Gene Ontology annotation, biological process: plasma membrane phospholipid scrambling. The record is from RefSeq and is a predicted model, not a curated record. The transcript has 7 exons. Bases 1 to 912 code for a protein of 303 amino acids. Lineage: Eukaryota; Metazoa; Chordata; Actinopteri; Perciformes; Nototheniidae. Gene Ontology annotation, cellular component: plasma membrane. Gene Ontology annotation, molecular function: phospholipid scramblase activity.